Messenger RNA from Callorhinchus milii (elephant shark), 909 nucleotides. RefSeq names its product apolipoprotein D. Lineage: Eukaryota; Metazoa; Chordata; Chondrichthyes; Chimaeriformes; Callorhinchidae. The transcript is spliced from 6 exons. The record is from RefSeq and is a predicted model, not a curated record. Bases 195 to 779 code for a protein of 194 amino acids. Gene Ontology annotation, molecular function: pigment binding.
CCCUCGGGGCUGAGGUCCAACCUGUGGCUGUUUGAUCGCUCUGAUGGCGUGUGCGCGGCUCCGGUAUAUAAGGAGGCGCUGCGGGGACUGUGCACUGGAGACCGACACACACACAGCGAGUGCGACUGUGACUCACACCGACCCGCACCUCUCCAGCCUCGGCCCGGCCCCCGGGGUGCUCACUAGACAUUAACAUGCAGGAGAUGCUGUUGACCCUGUUGGUCGCCACCCUCUGUUUCACCAAAACAAGAGUGCGAGCCAGCUGUGCCAAUCCACGGGUGCAAAAAGAGUUCAACAUAGAGGAGUACGUGGGCACAUGGUAUGAAAUUGAAAGACUUUCUCCAAAUGGCAAAGCACCAAAAUGCAGUUCAGAAACAUACAUGGACGACUCAAAUGGAAUGCUUCGGAUUCUCAUCCAGGAGAUUACGGAAAAUGGUGAAAUGGUGAAGUAUGAUGCACAGAUGUUUAAGGAGUCGCAGAAAGAGCCAGCCAAACGGAUCAUUAUACCCUACGAUGAUCAUCUGUCACAGAUUCCCUUUGGAGGUAUAUCUGCUGCAUUGAAUUACUUUGUGCUAUCCACUGACUAUAGAAAUUAUUCCUUGGUGUAUUCCUGCCAUGGGUUUCCAGGUAAAUAUUCUAACAAAAAGGCCUGGAUUUUAUCAAGAGAAAGGACGCUAUCUGCAAAUAUCACUAGCCGACUGCGUAACAUCUUGACUUCAAACAAAAUUGAUACUGAGCACAUGAUUGUAACUGAUCAAAGCGAUUGCCCUUCAUUUUGAGUAGGAACUUAUUUCAGGCUCCACAAAUCAUGCCACCCUUUCAAUUCAUGAUUUAUAUGGUUUGGUAUUGGCAUCAUUCUGUAAUAUUUGUUUCCCAAUUAUUGCCCAAGAUCAAUUAUUCUCUCUUUGC